Molecule: messenger RNA, 330 nt
Organism: Opisthorchis viverrini
Lineage: Eukaryota; Metazoa; Platyhelminthes; Trematoda; Opisthorchiida; Opisthorchiidae
Exons: 3
Coding region: 1-330 (109 amino acids)
Source: RefSeq, a predicted model, not a curated record
AUGGCUCAGUGGUUAGAGCGCGAAUUUACUAACCGGAAGGUCCGUGGUUCGAAUCCGAUCUCUGUCUCUCGACUUCCCCUGGCUCGGCUUGGGAAGUAUCCCAGCCCUCGUGCUGCCUACGGGCAUGGCGAGAGAAAACUUGUAUUUGAAACACUAAAAAUGCUUUUUCGCUCGCAAGAGAAAGGUCUCACAGUCGAACUGUUGCCUCAACCUUAUGGUAAAGAAAAGAGUAAAUGUGGACGGGGAAAGGACUUAGUGCUAGCUCACCACAAUCAUUCCGAGGUGCAUACACCUCCAGACAUUCACUCAGGCAAUCUGGAUAGAAACUGA